Botrytis sinoallii is the source of this 3246-nucleotide messenger RNA. RefSeq lists its product as uncharacterized. Bases 172 to 3246 code for a protein of 1024 amino acids. The transcript is spliced from 4 exons. The record is from RefSeq and is a predicted model, not a curated record. Gene Ontology annotation, biological process: negative regulation of transcription by RNA polymerase II. Gene Ontology annotation, cellular component: nucleus; transcription repressor complex. Lineage: Eukaryota; Fungi; Ascomycota; Leotiomycetes; Helotiales; Sclerotiniaceae. Gene Ontology annotation, molecular function: protein binding.
GCCUCUCAGCAAUGGUUGCAACCAAUAGAUUUAGAAAGAACUCCAAUUGGUAGUCAAUUAUGUGCUCAACAUUCAGCUGCCCUUUGGCCCAACAUCUUCAAUUAAAUCUUUCACUUAACUUUCAUUAUCGAGAAAGCUUCAAUUCAUAAUCACGAACCUUUCACUGCCAAAAUGACUCGCGCAACCAUUUCAACUGCGAAAAGUCAUCGACGGCGCUUUCGCGAUUUCAUUCUCUGCCGUUCUGCUUCUGAAUCAAACUCUCCGAAUCCGAUAUCAUCUAAUCAAUCAGUAGUACGGUCAAGUCCUGAUCCUAACCAAGACUUUUUCAAUAAGGUUUGGGAACGCCUUUCAGCACAGGAGCGAGUCACAAUAAAACAAUUAAAGAUCACAAACGAUAUUGAUUCAACUUUUGUUGCAACAUUGAAUACAGCAAGAGAGAAAAAAAGACUGUGCGAAGAAAGAAGAUGGAAGUUUCAAUUCGGAAAACGGACUUUGGUGUUACGAGACGAAGCUGAGAAGGUUUUAAGAGGCCUUCGAAAAUUCAAGGAAGUUGGAGAUAUUAUUGUGAAUGUGGAUCCCCUCCAUGCUGGAUUGCCAUGGGCUGCCAUUCGGCUACUACUUGAGGUAACGAUUUCCGAUAGCAGUCAAAUGGCUGUUCUUCUAGCGGGUCUAGAGAUAGCGCUUUCUAUAAUGAAUAGAUUGAAGGCAUAUAUGAAAUAUUUGGAAGACUUGCCAGCAACAAAGGAACGAGAUAUCUUCGAGAUAUCAUUGAUGGAGCUUUAUGUAAUAACGUUACAGUUCCUUGUCCAAGCAAUCCAGAUAUAUCAGGAAAAUACGUUAAAAAGGAUCUGGAAUGCUUUCUGGCAGCCUAGUGAAGUGCUGGAUUUCGAGAAUCGAUGCAAUAAAAUCUCUGCAAGGGCAGAGAUUGAGGCCAGCAUUUGCGACCGCAAUCUUAAUAUCCUUGACCGACAACACACAAAUCAAAAACUAGAAAACCUUCGCAAUGUACUCAAAGAACUGGAAGAACUGCGAAAUAUCAAAGAAUCAGUUAGUGAAAUCUUGGAACAGAUAAAUUUGGAAAAGUUGCCAAUCGCCAAAUAUGCCACUUUCGAUUCAUAUCAAGACGAGCAUGAUGUGAGAUGUCUUCUGGGUACCCGAGUUGAGUUACUGGAACAGAUUUCAGGAUGGGCCGAGGAUUCCAAGGGCAAAUGCAUAUUCUGGCUCAAUGGAAUGGCUGGUACGGGCAAGUCUACCAUCUCGCGUACAGUUGCUCAAUCUUUCGAGGAAAAGACUCUCUUGGGAGCAAGCUUUUUCUUCAAACGAGGCGAAGGUGAUCGUGGGACUGCAAGCAAAUUUUUCACAACUGUUGCUCAUCAAUUAGUGGUUAAGCUGCCACAAAUGAUACCGUCUCUUAAGAAAGCGAUUGAUCUCGACCCAAACAUUUCCGGCAAAAGUUUAGCAAAGCAAUUUGAGCAAUUGAUUUUCAAGCCACUUACUGAAUUGAAUGCUUCACCACAGAAAUCUAUAUUAGUUCUGGUGAUCGACGCGCUAGACGAAUGUAAGCGGGAAGAAGAUAUCAAAACAAUUUUGCAUCUUCUGACACAGAUCAAUCAAUUAAAAUCUGUGUGUUUACGAAUUUUUGUGACUAGCAGACCAGAACUUCCAAUCCGUCUUGGCUUUCAAGAAAUGUCAAAGGAAAUACAUCAGGAUCUUGUAUUGCAUGAGAUUACAAAGACGACUAUCGAGCACGAUAUAACCAUUUAUUUAAAGCAUGAAUUUGAGAAUGUAAGGGCCAACAACGAUAGGGACUUACUCCACGGUUGGCCAGGAGAAGGAAGCAUUCAAGCUCUAGUUCAGAUGGCUAUCCCUUUGUUUAUUUUUGCAGCUACUAUAUGCCGUUUCAUCGCAGAUCAAAAUUGGGACCCAAAGGACCGCUUGAAAAUCAUUCUUCAAUAUCAAACGGCUUCAAACAUAUCGCAACUUGGUAAAACAUAUCUACCAAUUCUAAAUCAGCAGCUUAUCAAUCAAGAUGCGGAGGAAAAGAGAAGACUUAUCCAAGAAUUUAGAGAGGUAGUUGGAGCGAUUAUAAUCCUUGCUGAUCCACUUUCAAUUGUCUCACUUGCACGUCUACUUGAUGUCGAUCAGAAUUAUGUAGAGCGCCGUCUUCGAUCUCUGCACUCAGUUCUCGAUGUUCCUUCUAGCGAAGAUGCUCCAGUAAGGCUCUUUCAUCUUUCGUUCCGGGAUUUUCUUCUUGAUCAUUCAGAAGAUGACGAAAACAAAUUCAGAAUGAAUGAGAAGGAAUUGCAUGGAAGAAUAGCCAGCAAGUGCCUUCAACUCAUGUCCAGACCCGAGUGCCUUAAACAAGACCUAUGCAGCCUAGGUGAACCUGGGAUAUCACAAAUUGAUGUUGAUAAGGAUAUUGUAAAUAAAACUCUGCCGCCAGAUUUUCAAUAUGCUUGUCGUUACUGGGUAUAUCAUAUUCAAGGGAGUAAUGAUGUGCUUCUGGACAAUUGCCAAGUUUACAGGUUUCUUCGAGAGCACUUUUUACACUGGGUUGAAGCUAUGAGUUUGAUGGGAAAUAUUUCAGAAUGUAUUACUGCAAUAAAAAGUUUAGAAUCUUGUAUCUCGGUGAGUCAGAAUAGCUUGAAAAAAAGCAUUCUAUUAAUGGGUGCCAAGGUUGAGAAAGCUCCUGAACUUUUCGCUUUUACCCACGACGCCAAACGCUUCGUCCUUUAUAACCGAAUAGGAAUUGAACAAGCUCCUCUUCAAAUCUAUUGCUCAGGUCUUUUCUUUACUCCUGUGGAAAGCAUUAUUCGAAAAACAUUUCAAAAAUGUAUCCCCAAUUGGAUUUAUACAAUAUCAAGAACACAAUCAAAUUGGAGUGCCGCCCUUCAAACACUCGAGAGCCAUUUAAGUUCGAUUUAUUCGGUUGCCUUUUCGCCAAAUAAUAAAAUGAUAGCUUCCAGCUCUAACAAUAAAACGAUCUGGCUCUGGGAUAUCGCAACAGGCGAAUCGCUUCAAACACUCGAGAGUCAUUCGGAUUCGAAUAUCACAACAGGCAAAUCACUUCAAACACUUAAAAAUCAUUCGGAUUGGAUUAAUUCGAUUACCUUUUCGCUGGAUAAUAAAGGUUAUUCGGAUUGGAUUAGUUCGAUUACCUUUUCGCUAGAUAGUAAAGUGAUAGCUUCCGGUUUUAACGAUCAAACGAUCCGACUCUGGGAUAUCGCAACAAGCGAAUCGCUUUAA